Aspergillus affinis is the source of this 387-nucleotide messenger RNA. RefSeq lists its product as uncharacterized. The coding region runs from base 1 to 387 and encodes 128 amino acids. The transcript is spliced from 2 exons. The record is from RefSeq and is a predicted model, not a curated record. Lineage: Eukaryota; Fungi; Ascomycota; Eurotiomycetes; Eurotiales; Aspergillaceae.
AUGGAGGACGGAAAUGUCCUAGAGACCCAUGACGAUGUUCCAUAUGAGGUUCGGGAAAGGUUGUAUGCAGAGGACGAAAAGCAGCGUAAAAAGGCGCAAAAAUCAAUCAAUCCAGCGAAUGGAUUAAUCCAACCCAUCAACUUUCAUUUCCUGCCGGCACAGUUACCUCAGGCAUCAACGGUUCCAACAGACAACAUUGAUGGACAUACGUCGAGGUCCGAUCAGGCUGAGAAUAUCGACAUCCCCGGACUUUUUGAAGUAGCAGUGGAUAACUACACUGAUUGGCAGCUAUCCCGGGUUAAUUGCGAGGUUAAGCCCGAGUUUUACGUCGAACAGGGUGUGAAAAUAGGAGUUGCUCGCAGGUUUGUGCGUGAUAUCAGUCUUUAG